Molecule: messenger RNA, 3201 nt
Organism: Boleophthalmus pectinirostris (great blue-spotted mudskipper)
Lineage: Eukaryota; Metazoa; Chordata; Actinopteri; Gobiiformes; Gobiidae
Product: paxillin
Exons: 11
Coding region: 7-1719 (570 amino acids)
Biological process (GO): transforming growth factor beta receptor signaling pathway; substrate adhesion-dependent cell spreading; endothelial cell migration
Source: RefSeq, a predicted model, not a curated record
GUACACAUGCACAUAUCUCCGCGCGUUCACGCCACCUACAGAUCCAACUUCAGGCAGCCGCAGGACAAGUUUAGACAGCUCAAAUCUGACUUACUUCACGGGGCUAAAGCUCAUCAAACGGACACAAGCGUCCACCACGCUCCAAACAUGGACGAUUUAGACGCGUUGCUGGCGGACCUGGAAUCCACCACUUCACAUAUUUCGAAGCGGCCUGUGUUUCUCCCAGAGGAGACCCCCUAUUCCAUCCCAACUGGAGGGCACACAUAUCAGGAUGUGUCAGCCCCGCCCCCUGUCCCUCCUCCACCCUCAGCUGAUGCUUUAAAUGGUUCUCUGAUCGACCCGCCAGACUCGCACCACUCUUCACAGCAGUCUCUAGGCUCAGCACAGAAGAGCUCAUGGUCCCGAGACAGUAGCAGCUCCCCUCUGUCUCACGGUGAAGAGGACCACGUUUACAGUUUUCCAAACAAACAGAAAUCAUCAGACCCCUCCACAGCAGCCAUGACCUCAGCUCUGGGCAGUAACCUCUCUGAGCUCGACAGACUUCUGCUGGAGCUCAAUGCUGUGCAGCAGAGUGCCCCCUCCUUUCCCACUACAGAAGAGGCUGCUCCCCCUUUACCAUCCUGCAGCAUCACUCAUUAUGAGAAUGGCAGUGGUCCAGAGAUCAUGGUGAGCCCCCCACCUCAGGAUAAGCCCAAGAGGAAUGGGGCGAAAGAGGAGAGGCCCACUGUGGAGAGUUUACUAGACGAGCUGGAGGGGUCAGUGCCUUCGCCCAGCCCCUCCUCUCACCACAGUGAUUUGGACACACCCUCUCAGCAGCAAGCCCGAAUCUCAGCCUCCUGCGCCACAAGAGAGCUAGACGAACUCAUGGCUUCUUUAUCUGAUUUUAAGAUAAUGGCCCAAGGCAAAGGCGUCCCUGGUGGACCUCCGACUCAGGUGAACAAGCUGGACAACAUGCUGGGCAGCCUGCAGUCUGACUUGAAUAAACUAGGAGUGCAAACUGUAGCUAAAGGAGUCUGUGGAGCCUGCUGUAAACCUAUUGUGGGACAGGUGGUGACUGCUAUGGGCCGCACAUGGCACCCCGAACACUUUGUUUGCACACACUGUCAAGAAGAAAUUGGCUCCAGGAAUUUCUUUGAGCGUGAAGGACAGCCCUACUGUGAGAAAGACUAUCACAACCUGUUCUCUCCACGCUGUUACUACUGCAAUGGCCCUAUCCUCGAUAAAGUUGUAACGGCACUGGAUCGGACAUGGCACCCUGAACACUUCUUCUGUGCCCAGUGUGGAUCCUUCUUUGGCCCAGAAGGGUUUCAUGAAAAGGAUGGGAAGGCCUAUUGCAGAAAGGAUUACUUUGACAUGUUUGCACCAAAAUGUGGCGGCUGUGCUAGAGCCAUUUUGGAGAACUACAUUUCAGCUCUAAACAGUCUUUGGCAUCCGGAGUGUUUCGUCUGCAGGGAGUGUUUCACCCCGUUUGUAAAUGGCAGUUUCUUUGAACACGAUGGCCAGCCAUACUGUGAGGUGCACUACCAUGAGCGUCGUGGGUCUCUGUGCUCAGGAUGUCAAAAGCCCAUCACCGGACGCUGCAUCACGGCAAUGGGAAAGAAGUUCCACCCUGAGCACUUUGUCUGUGCCUUCUGCCUCAAACAGCUCAACAAAGGCACUUUUAAAGAACAGAAUGACAAACCCUACUGCCACGGCUGUUUCAUCAAGUUGUUCAGUUAAAGAGGAAAAAGCACGAGAGCCUUUACUACAGUUUAGGUGGCAUUUAGAGAGACAGUUGUCAGAGAAGGUCGUCUGUGAUGUUGAACGUGAGAAUUAUGUUAGAGUCAAGUUUGUAUCCCACAAAGAUAUCCUUUAAGGUGAUCAAGCUAAAUCAUUAAAUUGCUAAAAAUCUUGAAGCAACACAAAAUAUAGAUAUAUUUUUUGCCAACAGAACUAUAUUCAGGCCUCACAGCUGCCAGCAACAUAAUAGUCAGGGUGGUAUAUAACCAGCUUUAAUAGUGACUGUUGUGGGAAGUCUCUGUAUGGACUUUUCUUUAUAACAAUAUUUGAAAGAAGAGUCUGUUGCCGUAUUUAAGCAGUGUAAAUGAGUUCAAGAGUGAUUAAUACAAAACUAUAGAUUUUCACCUAAAUAUUUUUUUCAAGAUUUUUUAUCAUCUUUAUGACACCUAGAGAUUUUGUCUUUAAUUCUUUUUACUUGGCAGUGAAACACUGUAAAGGUGUGUGUUUGAUAUUGCUCACUGGUUGAGUGUCCUUUUAGAGCCAAUUAAUGUUUUUAUUUCUCUCUUUUAGUGUAUACUUGCACAAAACUAGCUAUUGCUGAUGACUUCUUUUCCAGUCAUUAGGAAGCAUUGGUUUAGAAUUGGUCGAAGGUUUGGGCCAAUUUAUCACACAUGAUCCAUGGCAUUUUAAGUAUGAAUCAUUAAAAAAAAAAAGAAAUCAAUUUUUUUGCAGUAGAUCUAUACAAACUUGUGGUGAAUCUGCAAAACCAUUCCUGUUUUCAGCUCUUUGACAGUAUCUCAUGUAUUACUGUGAUGUGAAGUUACAAAACGUGGGGCUAGCCUCUGUAUACUUUCACUUACAUCUUCAUGUUUCUGUACAUAAAACUUUAUCUGAACCACUCAUUUAGGCAUAAAGUGUUAUCAUAAUCAAAUGAUAUUUAAAUAACACUAUUGCCCACUGUGUCAGAAGUUUUUGUAUGACAGCUGUUGUGUACAAUUGUGUAAAUUUAUCAGUAUCAUGUCUAACAAACAACACUGGGAAGUUUAGUAAUGAACUGUUACUAAAGAAAAUCUCUAUAAUAUUUAGAUUUUGUGUGUGAGUAUAUUAAAAAGCAGGCAUCAAAAUUAAAGCGUGGUGGCCUUUUCUAUUAAAUGGUUGGUUGAUUUCUCAGUGUAUGGGCAACGUCUACUGUAUAACUCUGGGUCUGUUAUUAGUACUUCUAUAAUGCAUAAGUAUUGGACCUGUUUUAUGUUCAGGGACUUCUGGAGCCUAAUUUCUUUCUCAGUUUAUUUAAACAGACUGGUGAUAAUGGUCUUUAAGGUCUUGGUGGGUUGCUAUUAACCAAAGCCAUACACAUUUUGGUUGCUUUCUUGUUUUUCUUGUGUGUCCUGUAUUUCCUUUGGGGUUGAUUGUUAAUAGAUCUGUAUAGUAAGAUUUCACACCUUUACACCAAUUAUGCAAAUAAAGUCUUUUGCUAUUAAA